Messenger RNA from Gymnogyps californianus (California condor), 5818 nucleotides. RefSeq names its product tetratricopeptide repeat domain 6 (gene TTC6). The record is from RefSeq and is a predicted model, not a curated record. NCBI's taxonomy places the organism in Eukaryota, Metazoa, Chordata, Aves, Accipitriformes, Cathartidae. The transcript has 31 exons. Gene Ontology annotation, molecular function: protein binding. The coding region runs from base 410 to 5818 and encodes 1802 amino acids.
UUGCCGUGCCGUGCCUCUCCUGCCGGCGGCCCGGCUGCGGGCGCUGGGGGCUGUCAGGCUGUGAGGCUGCAUACAGUAGGAGAAAAUUGCUAGAAAACGUGAGCACUUUGGACUGAGUUAUGUGGAAGAGCUGAAUAUGAUUAAGGAACAUGAGACUAUAUGCAGGGAAUCUCAGUGGGAUAGUCUGGAGAUCAAACAAGCAAUAGUUACUGCUCCUAGGAACGUGAGCAUUUAGCCCUUAUUGGAAGAUUUAACACCAGAUCAAUUGCAUCAGUUAAGAACAUUAUCCUCUCCAGAGGUCAAAGAGUCCACAUAAGCCUGCCAUGAAUAUAAAUAAAAAUAUUCCUAAUUAAUUCAUUGGGUGUUCUGAAGUUCACAGAAAGUAAGGAUAUCUUCUGAAGUAAGAGACAUGAAAAAACAAACCCCUGAUCUCAGGGUGAUGACUCGAAGAAAUAAAUCUGUGGAAGACGACAGUGCUGACAAAAAUGAGAGAAGUUGCUCUGAAAAAGUUAACAGAGAAAAUGCCACUUGUAGUCAUGAAAGUACGGUUGUAAAACUGCCUGUAAUAGCAUCAUUUGCAGGUACCACUAAAAAAAUUGUAAUGGUCAAGCACCCAGCACCGCCUCAGAAGCCGAGUUACCGCAGGUCUAAUUUUCAUGUUGAUAGCUCCCCUAUCCUAUUAGAAAAGACAAAAGCUGUUAGUGAAGUAAAGGAUAGAGUGCGUAUGCUACAGAUGGAUCCCCAGAAUUUAAAAAGAGAUAAAACUGAAGAAACAGAUACUGUGAUUAAAGAUAGUGAUGAAUUUAGCUCUACAGAUUCUGAUACGAGUAAAAGCAUUUCAAGAAAGGGAAAAAUAACCAGGGAAAGCUGUAAGAAGAGUGGCAGAGUGAUUUCAAAAGCAAAGCAACAAGAUUUAGAUGUUGAAUUGGGAAGAGUGCUGAGAAAAGGAAGCAAGCAGCCAAGUGUGAGGUCUGCUCGAGAACAGUUGGAAGAGGCAAGUGAUGUGACUAGACCAGACACUUCAAAAAUAUACGAGAAGAACUUCCAGCAGAGCAAACCUGAAGAGCCUACUUCCACACCAGCAUUGCCUGUGAAAGUGGUUGCAAGGUCUAUUGAUGAAAUAAUUGCUUCCCUGCAGUCUACUUCUCCAUCUCCCUCAGACCAGACGAUCAAAGAACUCCUGGAGAGUGUUCUUGGCCAGAACUACAACAUAAAAAUGGAAGCACCAAUUGAACAUGAGGAAAUAAAAACUGAAUCUCAAGUCCUGCCAAGUUUUCACCAAGCAAGCCUGGCUCCAUCCUUGGAUGUGCUACAGGUGGAAGGAAAAGCAAUAUCAAAAAUUAAACCAGAUGAAGUUCAGAAAAAGCUACAAGAGGAACAUGACUUGCAACAAUCUUUGCCUCCUCAGGCUUCAAAUGUCAAAGGUCAACAUUAUCCAGGCAUUCAUCAUCUAUGUACUGCUUUUCCUAGUUUUAUAUUGCCUCCUUAUUUACAACUGGUUUCUAGAGUUUAUCAUACUUUAGACAGAAGAGGUCACAAUAUCUUAUUUACAGCAGAGGACAUGGACAAUAAGGAGGAAGAACCAAUGUGUUCCAAAUAUAUUUAUUUGAAAGAGCAAGCUGAAAGGAAAAGGUAUGAACUUACUUAUUUUCAGAGUUACUAUGAUUUAAUUAAUUUUACUGGCAGUUUGCUACUUAUAGUUUCUGUGUAUCACCAGCUCCAGAAAUAUAAAAUUAUUGCUCAUAAAGUCUGUAGUGAUCUAAAGAAUGAAAUAGGUCUUUUGUCAAAGCUUCCACUUGAAGAAGGAACAUUCCAGAAAGAGUUCAAGAACUACUCCCGGAUCUAUAAUCUUUCUCUCUGUGUUUUCAUUUAUCCAGAAGCUUUAAAAAUGUUUUGGGCUCCAGCUCCACCAAAAUUCUCUGCUCCAAUUUCUUCAUUAAAGGAAAUUUUAUUUCCUACAUAUGAGAGCAAUGUUAUUGAGGAUGUUGUAUUUGAAGGCUUUUUCACUGAUCAUGAAGAAGAGUUAGAAGCUGAGCAAGAUGAUCAUGAUUUCUACGAUUAUGGGCUGGUGUGUAUUACGAGAAGUUUGAUUAAAAGAUCAGUCUCAGCUCUGGAGAUGACUGCUUUCAAAGAUGAAACUAUGUUAAACAUGUCAGCUAAUUUCAAAACCAGCAUGAAAGAGUUGAAAGUUAUGAAGCAACGGAUAGCUGAGCUAGAGGUUGAGACAGAGAUCGGGAAAAGCUCCCCUACCAAGCAUCUAUUGAAUCAAAUCUGUGAUGAUCCUCAGUCAAUGCAGACAGACAUAUCAGUAGAAAAAACUACUUUGACUGGACAAGAGGAUAGUGAGAAUGACAUUGUUCUUGUGGAGCAAUCUCAAAAGGCUGGGAUUAAAUACACUGUUUUCCCAAGAAGAAAGAAAACAAAGAAAUCAAAGAAGAUAAUAAACCCUAGAAAAUUAGAAGCUGUGAUCAAGAAAUUAAGUCAACCCCCAAAGAUUCUUAAAAGGUCGAUGUCUCUGGGAAGGCUUCCUAUUCAUGAUAAAUUCAGUAUCAAGGUGUCUUCAGCAAUCAAACAAUAUCAGAGCCCCAGCGUCCCUUGUUUGUUAGAUUUUGAAAAGUUUGCAAAAGUGAGGGGUGGAAUUCCAAAAGAAACUUCUGCUCACAUGUGGGUCAGUGGAAUAUGGAACUGCUGGUUUGAUGAAACUUUCCCUCCUAGUGGGACUGCUUCUGAGGAGAAGGAUACUGAAUUACUAAAAGGAACUGAGACGAUGGACUCUCAAGAAGCAAAUCUACAAAUAGAACUAGUUGACACAGUACAGCCUGUUCUUCUUGAAGGUGCAACAGUUAGUAUUGAAGAUUUAGAAAAAGAAGUAAGAAGACUGACUGAGCUAAUAGAAAAUGAAGAGCAUCCUUCAGCUUUUCACUACUGCAGGCGUGGAGCAAUACAAAGAAAGUUAGGCAAGUUAAAGUCAGCUAUGGAUGACUUGGAAAAAGCUAUAAGCUUAGAACCACUACUGCUUAAUGCUUACUGGCAUAGACAUUUGAUUUACCUCUUUCAAGACAGAAUUUCUGCUGCUUUGGAUGACCUGAAUUUUAUAACUAAAUGGAGCAAAAAUAAAGCAGAUACAUACCUGUCAAUGGCUGAAAUUUACAGGAAACAAGGUGAUAAUACAUUGGCAAUCAUCAACUAUAGCUCUGCAAUACAAUGCAGCCCUACAGAUGAUGACAUUUAUUUUAGGAGAGCUGAGUUGUAUUUUGAGGGCAAUCAAUUGUUAUUGGCCAUGGAUGAUUACGCUAAAUGUUUUCAGUAUAACCCAAAAAGAACAGAUGCACUUAUGAAACACGGCAUACAUUUCUUUGACUGUUCAGUUUUGACUACAGCUAUUCAGGAUUUUACAGCUGUGAUCAAGGAAGACCCCAGCAAUGCUCAGGCGAGGCUGUAUCGAGGAAGAGCAUAUGCUAAGCAGCAACAGUACAGAAAUGCAAUACAAGACUUAGCAGCAGCGGUUCAUCUAGACCCUUCUUGUUGGUUAGCAUUCUACUAUAGAGGUUGCAUACUACGGCAGAUUGAUCCAAAAAGAGCUGUGCAGGACUUCAGUGUUUCUGUACUCAUCAAUGACACUCAGGAAAAUUUCUGUUCUUUUCUUCAUCGUGGGAUUGUUUACUCAGAACUGUGUCAAUGGUCACUUGCAAUCUGUGACUUUGAAAGUGUUCUAGCCUUGGACAGCUCUGUCAUCUUUGCUUACCUAAAUAUUGGUUUGAUACUGCUGUUGCAUCUCGAUCAAUACCAUGAAGCCAUUCAACAGUUUACUAAUGCCAUUGAAAUUGAUCCUCUCAAUGUUCGAGCCUAUGUAGGCAGAGCACAAGCAUAUCAUAAGAUUCAUAAUUUACCAAAUGCUGUAAAGGAUAUAAACCGAGCCAUUCAUCUUUAUCCAAAUAAAUCACAACUUUGCAUAUUAAGAGGACAGUAUUUAAUGGAGUUGAAGAAAUAUGAGCUGGCAAAUUUAUGUAUUCACCAACUUGCAGAAAUGGAUGAAGGUAAUCCUGUUCAGCAAGCACUCAUUCAGUCAUUUUGUCAAAAUCACAAUAAGGCCAUAGAGUGCUUACGUGAAGCUACUGAAACUCAACCUGAGCCUUCAAUGUUUGUUAUUUUAGGAAAAAUACAAAUGAAAGCCAAGAAAACUAAGGAUGCUGUGAGAAGUUUUAAAAAAGCUAUGAAGCUCCUGAUGACAUCAGCAAAAAUCCUGCCUAAUACAUUUGAGGCUGCAGAAAUGUAUUAUCUCACAGGCCUGUGUCACAUGGAGCAAAAAAGUUUAUUACGGGCCUGUGAUGCUUUUAGUAUGGCUAUCAGACUACAUUCAAGUUACCCUGAUGCCUUUUAUCAGCGAGGGCUCUGUAGAAUGCAGCUCAGACAAACUAAGUGCAUUCGAGAUUUCAAUCGAACACUUGCUCUUUGUCCAUCACAUUUCCAGGCAUAUAUGAGUCGUGCUGCUUACUAUGGAAGUAAAGGUAGAUACUCUAAGGCAAUUCUGAAUUGCAAUGAGGCGAUCAAAAUUCUUCCUAACAGUGUGCGAGCUUAUUUUUACCGAGGAACUUUAAAGUAUCAAAAUAAGACAUUUAAAGCUGCAAUUGAAGAUCUUUCAAAAACUAUCGACCUCAACAAAACCUGCGUUUUGGCGUAUUAUAAUAGAGCUGUCUGUUAUCAUCAAAUAAAGGACUUCAGAAAGGCUUUGAAAGAUUAUGGAAUUCUUCUUCUGCUUGAAACGAGUAAGGAAAUAGCUUUUAAAGUGUUAAUCAAUCGUGGACUACUCUACGUGGAACUUGGUGAUUAUGCUAAUGCAUGUGAGGACUUUAAAGAAGCAACGUUGCUUAGUCCAGAUGAUAGCCAGAUCUUUCAAGCUAUUGGAAUCUGCUAUCAUAGACUUAAUCAGUUUGAAGAAGCUGUGAGAUCAUUUGACCAAGUUCUCAAACUAGAUCCUGUUUCUGUGGAUGCCUAUGUUGGACGAGGAAAUUCGUACAUGGAAAACAGUCAUGAGGCUGGUUGUAAACAAGCACAGAAAGAUUUCUUGAGAGCAAUUCACCUGAAUCCAAAGUGUAUAAAAGCCAGAAUUUGCUUAGGAUACAACUUGCAGGCCCUUGGAAAGCUUCAGAGAGCAUGGAGCCAAUUUACAGUUGCCAUUUGCAUUGAUCCAAAAUGCCAUGCUGCAUAUGAUGGACGAGCUUCAGUCUGUCUUCAAAUGGGUGAAACUUUUGCUGCAUUUCAAGAUACAAAUGCUGCACUAAAGCUCACUACCACUGCUCCACUGCUAACAAAUCGGGGUGUCAUCAAUCAGUUAAUGGGAUAUCUACCCUGUGCCAUGAAGGACUACCAACGAGCAAUUUCUGUUGACCCAAACUAUGCAUUAGCCUAUUUCAAUGCAGCAAAUAUCUACUUCCAUAAUCGACAGUUUUCACAGGCCUAUUGCUAUUAUUCCAAGGUAUUACAACUUGACCCAAGAAAUGAACCUGCUGUUAUGAAUCGUGCUAUUACAAAUUCAUUACUAAACAAUAUUGAAGAAGCAAAAGAAGACUUUGAGAAGGCAAUUUGUCUCUGCCCAUUCUCUGCAGCAGUGUAUUUUAACAGGGCAAAUUUCUAUAAUGGAUUGAAGCAAUAUGAACUAGCUGAGAAAGACAUUUCAACAGCAUUGUCACUUCAGCCUAAUGAUGCCUUGAUGUAUAAAUUUAGAGCUGAUAUUCGUGGUAAACUGGGUUUCAAUAAAGAGGCUGUAGAAGACUACAAACAAGCAAUCAGCAUUCAAGAACAGAUUGAUUCCAUGUGA